This is a messenger RNA of Oncorhynchus nerka (sockeye salmon), 1398 nucleotides long. Its product is annotated as gamma-aminobutyric acid receptor subunit alpha-5-like. Gene Ontology annotation, cellular component: dendrite membrane; plasma membrane; GABA-A receptor complex. Gene Ontology annotation, molecular function: GABA-gated chloride ion channel activity; inhibitory extracellular ligand-gated monoatomic ion channel activity; benzodiazepine receptor activity. Lineage: Eukaryota; Metazoa; Chordata; Actinopteri; Salmoniformes; Salmonidae. The coding region runs from base 1 to 1398 and encodes 465 amino acids. The record is from RefSeq and is a predicted model, not a curated record. The transcript is spliced from 9 exons. Gene Ontology annotation, biological process: signal transduction; gamma-aminobutyric acid signaling pathway; nervous system process.
AUGGGUGACGGGAUGCGCUGCGGCUGUGCUAUGUCCAAAGUCUGGGUCUUCGUCUUGCUAGUGAGCGUCACCUGCCGUCUGAGCCUUUCCCAGACUCCAGCAGUAACCACUACAGAACCCCUAAAAGAGGCGGAGCUAAAUGACAACAUCACCAUCUUUACCCGAAUACUGGACAGACUGCUGGACGGCUAUGACAACAGGCUACGUCCUGGUCUGGGAGAGAAGGUGACCGAGAUCAAGACCAACAUAUUUGUGACCAGCUUCGGUCCCGUUUCUGAUACUGAAAUGGAGUACACCAUAGAUGUGUUCUUCAGACAGAGCUGGAAGGACGAACGUCUGCGUUUCCAAGGCCCCAUGAAGAUGUUACCGUUAAACAACCUCUUGGCGUCUAACAUUUGGACCCCAGACACCUUCUUCCUCAACGGGAAGAAAUCUAUCGCCCACAACAUGACCACGCCCAACAAACUUCUCCGACUCAAAGACGACGGGACGCUGCUCUACACUAUGAGGUUAACCAUCUCAGCAGAAUGCCCCAUGCAGUUAGAGGACUUCCCCAUGGAUGCCCACGCCUGUCCUCUUAAGUUUGGAAGCUAUGCGUAUCCUGUGUCUGAGGUGGUGUAUUCGUGGACCCAGGGAGCAGCCAAGUCAGUGGUGGUGGCAGAGGAGGGGUCACGACUCAACCAGUAUCAUCUGAUAGGACAGACCGCUGGCACUGAGGACAUCUAUACUAGCAGAGGUCAGUACACAGUGAUGAUGUGUCACUUCUAUCUGAAGAGGAAGAUCGGCUAUUUCGUCAUCCAGACCUACAUGCCCUGCUUCAUGACCGUCAUCCUCUCCCAGGUGUCCUUCUGGCUGAACCGCGAGUCUGUCCCCGCCAGGACUGUCUUCGGUGUGACCACCGUGCUGACCAUGACCACUCUUAGCAUCAGUGCCCGUAACUCUCUGCCCAAGGUGGCGUAUGCCACAGCCAUGGACUGGUUCAUAGCAGUCUGUUAUGCCUUCGUCUUCUCUGCUCUUAUCGAGUUCGCUACCGUCAACUACUUCACCAAGAGGAGCUGGGCCUGGGAUGGGAAGAAAGCCAUGGAGGAUACGCGUAAGAAAAACCCUACGGCUCUGUCCAAGAAACCUAACAACACCUGUUCAGCUGGGGUCAGCUACACUCCCAACCUGACUAAGGACAAUGCCAUCCCCACCAUCUCCAACAGCGCAGACAUCCAGCUGAAACUGGCUGAGGUCAAGACCCCCGACCCCAAAAAGACUUACAACAGCGUCAGCAAGAUCGACAAGAUGUCCCGUAUAGUGUUUCCUGUUCUGUUUGGGACAUUCAACCUGGUUUACUGGGCUACGUACCUCAACAGGGAACCAGUGAUCAAAGGAGCUGUGAACCCCUAUACAUAG